AUGACCGACCCCGCCCUCCAAAUCCCCGAAGUCAUCCAAACCGCCUCCAUCAACCCGGCGCCGUCCCCGGAACACGACGUCAACCCGCCCACCGCAGCCUCCGAGAAGCAGCCCAUCGUGGAAGACGAUGUCGCCUCCGAAGCAGGCAGUAUCCCCUCCGAUGUCGUCGAUCCUCACCGCAUGAUCAAGCCCGUCUCGCGACGACACCAUCUGCCCCCAUUGCCCGAUCUGCGCUUCGAACAGAGCUAUCUCGCCAGCUUGCGGGGAGCUGAUACCUGGGGCCGAGUAGCUUGGAUUACCAUCAGAGACCAGGUCCUCCUCCCUCUAAUCCAGGGCACCGUCUGGACUCUCGCUCUCUCUGGCUGGCGAUUCUGGAACCGCAACGCGUCCCUCAGUGGCCAGACACUCGGAAGCAAGAUCCGGAGAUGGUGGUACGAGGUGAACAACUGGAAGCUGCCUCCUUUGCGAUCGGCCAGGGAUCCUCACAUGGCGGCGAAGGUGGAAGACUUCUACACGGCCCAGUUCUCGAAUGCCGGUGCUGACUAG
Molecule: messenger RNA, 546 nt
Organism: Aspergillus niger
Lineage: Eukaryota; Fungi; Ascomycota; Eurotiomycetes; Eurotiales; Aspergillaceae
Exons: 3
Coding region: 1-546 (181 amino acids)
Biological process (GO): mitophagy
Molecular function (GO): mitochondrion autophagosome adaptor activity
Source: RefSeq, a predicted model, not a curated record